UCUCUCUACAAAAAUCGUUCACCAGAUCUAAAGAAGAAGAAAAAUCAAAAUCAAAAAAAUCAAAGAAGAAGAAAAAGAGUUCGAGAAAGAAAACCAAAGAUGUCGACAGAUAGUGAAGAUCUAGAUGAAGAUGAGCUAUUACAAAUGGCAUUGAAAGAACAAUCACAAAGAGAUACAAAUUAUCAUAAACAAUCAAGAAAUUCUUCUUCAUCGUCAAAGAAACCAGUUGUUAAUCUUGUUCAAAAACCCUCAUCACAAACUAGAAAAAAUAAUAACCCUAAUAAUAACAGUAGAAUGUCUAAUCAUCAAAGUAGACAAAGUAUAGAUGUUGACGAUGAUGAUUCUGAGGUUGAAUUACUUAGUAUAUCUUCUGGUGAUGAAGAUAACAACUCUAAAGAUCCUGGUGUUGUUUCUAAGAAUCGUGGAAAAAGUGGUGGUAGUGCUAGAGAUGAUGUUACUGAUCGGAAUUGGGAUGGCAAAGAAGCUAAUUGUUGGAAACGUGUUGAUGAAGCUGAGCUUGCGCGCAGAGUUCGUGAGAUGAGGGAGACUAGAGCAGCUCCAGUUCCUCCUGUGGCGCCAAAAGCUGCACGUGGUCGAAUCGGAUUUACAAAUUUGCAGUCCUUUCCUCGAGGAAUGGAAUGUGUAGAUCCCCUUGGACUAGGGAUAAUAGACAAUAAGUCGUUGAGGCUGAUCACAGAGGCUUCAGAAAGCUCCCCGUCCAAGCUUGAUAAAGAUUAUUUAGACAAUAAUCUCCGUGAGAAGUUGAUGUAUGUUUCUGACAAGUUUGAUGCAAAACUAUUUCUAGCCCGUAUACAUCAAAAUACUUGUGCGGCAGAUUUAGAAGCUGGUGCCCUUGCUUUAAAGACUGAUCUGAAAGGAAGGACUCAGCAAAAAAAGCAAUUAGUCAAAGAAAAUUUUGAUUGCUUUGUUUCUUGCAAAACUACUAUUGAUGAUAUUGAAUCGAAGUUGAAGCGAAUUGAAGAAGACCCCGAAGGCGCUGGAACUGCACAUCUAUAUAGUAGUAUACAAAGUGUUAGUUCAUUAGCAAAUCGUGCAUUUGAACCUCUAUUUGAGAGGCAGGUUCAAGCUGAGAAAAUCAGGUCCGUUCAAGGUAUGCUUCAGAGGUUCAGAACACUAUUCAAUUUGCCUAGCUCGAUUCGCGGGAGUAUCAGUAAGGGUGAAUAUGACUUAGCCGUCAGGGAAUACAUGAAAGCAAAGUCGAUUGUUCUGCCUUCUCAUGUCGGAAUACUGAAACGUGUUCUUGAAGAAGUCGAAAAAGUGAUUCAUGGAUUUAAAGGCAUGCUUUAUAAGUCGAUGGAAGAUCCAGAAAUAGACCUAGCAGAACUUGAGAACAUUGUGAGACUGUUGUUGGAGUUGGAACCUGAGUCAGACCCUGUCUGGCAUUAUCUUAAUAUUCAGAAUAAUAGGAUACGGGGGUUACUUGAAAGAUGCACGUCAAAUCAUGAAGCAAGGGUGGAAGCUUUGCAGAACAAGAUCCAUGAGAAAGCCCUGUCUGAUGCAAGGUGGAGACAAAUCCAGCAAGAGUCUAACAAUUCUUCAGAUUCCCUUCUUGGAGACACCAAUUUGCAAGGAGAUUCACAGCCAAUAGAUUUACCUAGUGAGGAAGUGGAUGCUCUCAAGGGAAGGUAUAUUCGUAGGUUAACUUCCGUACUUAUCCAUCAUAUACCGGCAUUCUGGAAAACAGCACUCUCAGUGUUUAGUGGAAAAUUUGCCAAGUCUUCUCAAGUUGCUACUGAGAGCAAUGCUAAGCCAUCGAUGGGUAAGACUGAAGAUAGAGGUGGUGAUGUCAAGUACUCAAGUCAUUCCCUCGAUGAAGUUGCUGGAAUGAUUCGCAGUACUAUAUCUGCAUAUGAAGUCAAGGUCCAUAACACAUUUCGCGAUCUUGAAGAGGCAAAUAUUCUGUGUCCGUUCAUGAGUGAUGCCAUAGAGGACAUAUCUAAAGCUUGCCAAGCUAUUGAGGGGAAAGAGUCCGCUCCUCCUAGUGCAGUUAAGACUUUGCGUACGCUUUAUUCGGAAAUCACAAAGAUCUACAUAUUUAGGCUAUGCUCAUGGAUGAGACUAACAACGGAGGAGAUAUCAAAAGAUGAAGCUUGGGUCCCAGUAUCCAUUCUCGAGAGGAAUAAGUCACCAUAUACAAUAUCUUUCUUGCCCCUAGCAUUUCGUACGAUGAUGAUCUCAGCAAUGGACCAGAUCAACUUGAUGAUUCAGAACCUCAGGAGCGAGGCUGCGAAGUCGAAUGACAGAUCUGUACAGCUUCAAGAAAUUCAGGAGUCUAUAAGGAUUUCAUUUUUGAACUGUUUCCUAGAUUUUGCAGGUCAUCUAGAAAGAAUUGGUAGUGAACUUACGCAGAGUAGAUCAAACAAAGACACUCCCCCCUUACAAAAUGGAUCUCUGUCGGAGCCUGAACGAAGAACCUGCGGCCUUCACCCUGGUAGCACUGUUACUGAUCCACAUCAAAAGCUGUUGAUAGUUUUGAGUAACAUUGGAUAUUGCAAAGACGAACUUUCUUCUGAGUUGUACAACAAGUACAAAUAUAUCUGGCUAUCUCGGGACAAAGACGAAGGGGAUAGUGAUGUACAAGAUUUGACGACGUCUUUCUUGGGACUUGAGGAAAAGGUCCUUGCUCAGUAUACUUUUGCGAAGGCAAAUUUGAUCAGAACGGCUGCAAUAAACUAUCUUCUGGAUGGAGGAGUUCAAUGGGGAGCUGCACCUGCUAUCAAAGGUGUGAGGGAUGCUGCUGUGGAGUUACUGCACGCCCUUGUUGCGGUGCAUGCAGAGGUUUUCGCUGGUGCUAAGCCCCUGCUUGACAAGACACUAGGCAUCCUUGUGGAAGGCUUGAUUGAUACUUUUCUUGGUCUUUUCCACGAGAACAAAGCCAAAGAGCUCAAGUCAUUGGAUGCCAAUGGUUUCUGUCAGCUCAUGCUUGAGCUUGAAUAUUUUGAAACGAUAUUGAAUCCUUAUUUCACAUCUGAAGCAAGUGAGUCUCUGAAAUCUCUGCAAGGGGUUUUGCUUGAGAAGGCUUCGGAAAGUGUGACGGAGACUGCCGAGCCAGGUCAUAACCGUCGAUCCACUCGUGGGAGUGAGGAAGCACUUGCAGAAGACAGGCAUCAGGGAAUGACUGUGUCCCCCGAUGAUCUUCUUGCACUUGCACAGCAGUAUAGUUCUGAGUUGCUUCAAUCUGAGCUUGAGAGAACUCGAAUAAACACAGCAUGCUUUGUGGAGUCAAUACCAUUGGACUCUGUUCCGGAGCCUGUGAAGUCUGCUUACUCUUCCUUUAGAGGAUCAAUGGAUUCCCCGAGCAGAAGUUACAAAGCAGCAGCGACUCAGCCUGUUGGUUCCCCUGGCUUCUCCCAUCAAAGGCGCAGAUGACCUAAUAAACAUUUUCUUAUACUCCUUUCUAUAUAUAUAGAUAUUGUUUGGUGUAAUAUUAUGUGCUGUAUUAACUCAUCAUUUUUGAUCAAAUCAAAGCAUUCAUACUUUCACUUUGGCACUUCUAGGUGGUUUCCUACACAUGAUUGUAAUACCCUAGAUGAACUUUGUGUUGUGUCCAUUAGAAAAAAAAAGAAAGGAACAAAGAUGAACCCUCUGGAAGUUUCUAUUUCCUUCAAUCUGUAUGAGAUUUGUGUCUUGUUAAUUAAUCGGUGAUGAAAAAGAUUUGGUGAA
Papaver somniferum (opium poppy) is the source of this 3684-nucleotide messenger RNA. RefSeq names its product exocyst complex component SEC5A-like. Gene Ontology annotation, biological process: exocytosis; Golgi to plasma membrane transport. Lineage: Eukaryota; Viridiplantae; Streptophyta; Magnoliopsida; Ranunculales; Papaveraceae. The transcript has 21 exons. The record is from RefSeq and is a predicted model, not a curated record. Gene Ontology annotation, cellular component: exocyst. Bases 100 to 3390 code for a protein of 1096 amino acids.